Ceratotherium simum simum (southern white rhinoceros) is the source of this 366-nucleotide messenger RNA. The record is from RefSeq and is a predicted model, not a curated record. Lineage: Eukaryota; Metazoa; Chordata; Mammalia; Perissodactyla; Rhinocerotidae.
AUGGAGAGAGGGGAAAGGCAAAGGCUGGAGAAGAGGGAGCCGCUGAUCAGCUACACCUGCGUCUUUGGUUCUAGCCGAGACUGGGAGCAGGGCAUACCGAAACUAGCAACACCUGGAGAGAUUUCUCUCCUAGUCAUAAGGGAGGCAGUGGCGGUCAGAAAUAACAUUCAAAUUCUGAACCCACUAGACCGUAUCACCUGUCUGGCAAAUUCGACUCUUACUUGCAGCCAGAAAUGAGCAGUCUCUAUUGAAACAGCUUCUCCAACCCCAAACACGUGCUUUGUUAACACGGGAGAGAGUGCAAAGGGAUAAAAUGCAGACUUUACCCAAAGAAAGCCAAGAUACAGCUUUGGGUUUUGGAUAUAG